ACAAAACACAACAACAAAAAAAUGGAAUAUUUCAAAAACCUUUUUCUCACUCAAGAACCCUACCCUACCGUCACAGUAGAUGAAGAGAACCAUGUCUUCCGUAGUUAUCACGCAAAAGACGGACUCGUCUCUUCGCCUCUAUUUCCCAAAUUAAGUAAAAAUGAAUGUACAGUUGGUAAAAUUUGGGAAGAAACCGUAAAAAAGAACCAACUCAAACCUGUCUUUGGUCAACGUCCACUUAUAAAGAUUCAUACAAAAGAGAAAAAGCCAGCUUCUCCCGACCAAAAACCCAAAAAAUGGACCUAUUUUGAACUUGGUGAUUACGAAUGGAUGAACUUCACAGAAGCAAACGAUAAGGUUAAAAAAAUUGCCUCUGCUCUUCAAAAACACGGCCUUGAAAAAGGUGAUAUCGUUAUUUUAUUCGCGAAAACAAGACCUGAAUGGAUGUUGACAGCAUUAGCUUGCUUUACUUUGGGUUUAGUUAUUACUACCGCCUAUGAUUCGAUGCCUGCCGAUGCCGUAAACCACAUCAUCAAAGAAACUGGUGCUAAGGCUAUCUUUACCGAGGUAUCUUUAUUUGGAACUUUGAACAAGGCUUAUACCAAGUUAGACAAAAAGGAUCAACCUAAGUUUGUAUUUUAUGCUGGUAAAGACUUUGAGGCUCCCGAGGAGUUGAAGAAGUUUAAAGAUGGUAAGGCUCCCGAGGUAGAGAUGCUUGAAUUUAAAGAUGUGACCGAAAAUGGCUCCACAAAAAUUGAGCCCGUAGGCGUUAAGCCAGAUGAUCUUGGUCUCAUCAUGUAUACGUCUGGAUCUACUGGGGCACCUAAAGGUGUCGAAUUAACCAAUGGAAACAUUAUUGCUGCCUUAGGUUCUGCACAAUAUCUUGUCCUUGGUUUUUUAAAGGAUGGUUCACACACCUAUGUUGGGUUCCUUCCUCUUGCACACGUUUUGGAGUUUUUGGUGGAAUUAAUCAUGAUCUCCUUUGCAAUUCCUAUUGGUUACGGUAGUGUGCGUACUCUAAUGGAUGAUUCGAUUUGUGGACCUGACGGUGAAGGUAAAGGUGAUGGAGAUCUCAAAGCACUGAAACCUACCAUCAUGGCUGGUGUACCUGCUGUAUGGGAAAAGAUCAAACACGGCGUUGAAAGACAAUUAGACAAACAACAUUGGACCGUAAAGAAGGCUUUCGAAGCUGCUAUUGAAAUGAAAUGGCAAAUGUUGAAAUUUUUUGGAAAAACCAAUGCAAUCACAGACGCGUACGACUCUGUUAUUUUUGGUCCUAUUCGAGAGGUCACGGGUGGUAAAUUAAGGUUUACCAUAUCGGGUGGUGCACCUGUUUCUUUUGAAACUCAAAAGUUCAUCACAUCCACAUUAUGUUACAUGCUUCAAGGUUAUGGCUUAACAGAAUGCUGUGGUUUAGGCUCUGUUACUCUUCCUAGUCUUGGUAUGAUCACUGGUGUCAUCGGGCCCCCUUCACCUUCUAUUGAAUUCCGUCUUGUGGACGUACCCGAUACCGAAUAUUUAGCCAAGAACAAUAUCGGGGAGCUUUGGUUGCGUGGUCCAUCACUUAUGAAAGGUUACCACAAGCAACCUAAAAUCACUGCUGAAGCAGUUACAGACGAUGGCUGGUUCAAGACAGGUGACGUUGCUCAUUUAAAUGAGGAUGGCACUUUCGCCAUUACCGAUCGCGUUAAGAACUUGGUCAAGUUGGCUCAUGGUGAAUAUAUUGCUUUAGAGAAUUUAGAAUCCAAGUAUAGAAACUGCAGUAAUAUCAAGAACAUCUGUCUGGUUGCCGAAAGUGACAAGUCUUACAUAGUUGGUGUUGUCGAACCAGCUGAUAAUGAUGUUGACAAGGAUACACUCUUAAAAGAGUUACAAAAGACUGCUCAAGAUGCUGGUUGCAGCCGUGUAGAAACUGUCCGAGACAUUGUAGUCACUCGUGAUGUGGAUUGGAUGAAGGAGUAUGUUACAACAAGUGGAAAAAUGAAGCCUAUCCAACAAGAACAGCAGGUCCCUUUACAAACCAACAAGAUUCAUUUGAAGAAAGGACCUCUUGACCACGCUCAUUCCCUUCUUCGUCACCACCCUCUUAUCGACACCCAUAAUGACUUGCCCAUGUCUUUGGCAUUCGAUUUCAAGGGAAAAAUCAAUGACAUGAACCUUACGAGUUUAGAUUGGGGUCAUACUGAUAUUACCAGAAUCCGCGAAGGUCAUCUUUCCGGACAAUUUUGGAGUAUCUACUAUGACUGCGAAGAUACAAAGUCUAACCAAGUUUUGAAAGCAAUGGAAUCGAUCGAUGUUACCAAAAGAAUGGUUGAUUUGUAUCCCGAAACCUUUCAGUUGGCUACAAACACCAGACAAUUCCAUAGAGCUAUUCGUCGUGGACGCGUUGCUUCAAUGAUGGGUAUCGAAGGAGGUCAAAUGAUUGAUAGCUCUAUGGUUGCCCUUCGUCAAUUUUUUGAGCUUGGUGUCCGAUAUAUGACUCUUACACACAACUGCCAUACACCUUGGGCAGAGUCUUGUUGUGAUCCCAACCCACCUCCUUUUGACAAAGGCUUAGGUUUAACUGCGUUUGGUAAAAAGAUUAUUCUUGAAAUGAAUCGUCUUGGCAUGAUGGUGGAUAUUUCACACGUUGCUCAUGCCACCAUGAAUGCAGUACUUGAUGUAACCCGUGCACCUGUAUUAUUUUCCCAUUCUUCAAGUCAUGCUAUUUGUGCCAUUGAAAGAAAUGUUCCUGAUACAGUACUCAAACGUUUAAAUGAAACGGAUGGUGUCGUUAUGGUAAACUUUUAUAAUUCUUUCAUUCAAUGCGAUCCUGCUAAGGAAGCCACCCUUUUGGAUGUUGCUGAUCAUGUUGAGUACAUUGCUUCCGUUGCUGGGCGUAAUCGUGUUGGCCUCGGUGCGGAUUACAACGGUAUUGAACGUACACCUAAAGGUCUUGAGGAUGUUAGCAAGUAUCCCGAUUUGUUUGCUGAAUUAAUCCGUCGUGGUUGGUCAGAUGAUGAUUUAGUUGGUUUGGCUGGAAAGAACCUUUUGCGUGUUUGGAAGAAGGUUGAGCAAGUCAGCUCUGCUAUUGCCAGAACCAAAGAAUUACCUUCCGAAGAGAGAUUAGAGGACUAUUAAGUAAUAGUAUUAUUGUAAGAGUAAAAUAAUUUUUAUUAAAUGGAAAUUCGUUUGUUUUGUGUCGUUUU
Mucor mucedo is the source of this 3188-nucleotide messenger RNA. RefSeq names its product membrane dipeptidase-domain-containing protein. Gene Ontology annotation, molecular function: metallodipeptidase activity. The transcript is spliced from 10 exons. The record is from RefSeq and is a predicted model, not a curated record. Bases 22 to 3120 code for a protein of 1032 amino acids. Lineage: Eukaryota; Fungi; Mucoromycota; Mucoromycetes; Mucorales; Mucoraceae. Gene Ontology annotation, biological process: proteolysis.